Molecule: messenger RNA, 2095 nt
Organism: Dermatophagoides pteronyssinus (European house dust mite)
Lineage: Eukaryota; Metazoa; Arthropoda; Arachnida; Sarcoptiformes; Pyroglyphidae
Product: carboxypeptidase D-like
Biological process (GO): protein processing; peptide metabolic process
Molecular function (GO): metallocarboxypeptidase activity; zinc ion binding
Source: RefSeq, a predicted model, not a curated record
AAAGAAAAAAUUUCACAAAAAAGAAAAAUCUUUAUUUUGAACCAAAAAACUUCGAACGAAUCAUCAUUUGGGAAUUCGAACGAAUCAUCAACAACCGACAAAAAAAACAAGAUGCGUUUCACAAAUGUUGUUAUGUGGUCAUUUUUUACCGCAUUUUUUCUUCUUUAUUUAAUGGCCAUACGUUUAGUACGUGGUCAAUUUAUAUUAUCAUCAUCAUCAACAACGAAUCAUCCACAACAACAAAAAUUUAUUGAUUUUAAUUAUCAUAAUCAUGAAUCAAUGGAAACAAUAAUGCGUACAUUUGCACAAACAUAUCCAAAAUUAUGUCAAUUAUAUAGUAUUGGAAAAUCUGUACAAGGACGUAAUCUAUGGGUAUUACUUAUAACAAAAAAUCCUAGCAGCAGUAAUGAUGAUGAUACAUUAUUAAAACCAAAUGUAAAAUAUGUUGCUAAUAUGCAUGGAAAUGAAGCUGUUGGUCGUGAAUUAUUAUUACAUCUAAUUGAAUAUUUAUUAACAAAUUAUGAAAAUGAUCCAUAUAUUCGUAGUCUUGUUGAUAAUACCCGUAUACAUUUGAUGCCAUCAAUGAAUCCCGAUGGAUUUGAAUCAUCACGUGAAGGACAAUGUAUUGGUGGUAAUGGUCGUUUUAAUAUGAGAGGAAUUGAUUUAAAUCGAAAUUUUCCCGAUAAAUUUACUAUGCGUAAUGAAAAAGAGCAGGAAGAAGUUUCAGCAAUACGUCGUUGGUUAGAACAUAUACCAUUUGUUUUAUCAGCAAAUUUACAUGGUGGUGCAUUAGUUGCUAGUUAUCCAUAUGAUAAUACACCUGUUAAUAUGUUAUCAAGAUGGAAACUAUCAUAUGAACCAUCAUUAACACCGGAUAAUGAUGUUUUUAAACAUUUAGCCGAAGUUUAUUCAUUUAAUCAUCAAACAAUGUAUCAGGGAAAGCCAUGUCCAGAUGGUUCAAGUGAAUCAUUUCCAAAUGGUACAACUAAUGGUGCAAAAUGGUAUCCUUUUUCAGGUGGUAUGCAAGAUUAUAAUUAUGUACAUGGUUCAUGUAUGGAGAUAACAUUAGAAUUAUCAUGUUGUAAAUAUCCACCACAUAGUCAAUUACCAGAAUUUUGGCGUCAAAAUAAAAAUGCCUUGAUUGCCUAUCUAAAUGAAGUACAUCGUGGUUUGCGUGGUUUAAUAACCGAUCAACAUGGUCAACCUGUCGCUAAUGUUCAAUUGAAAAUAAAAGGUCGUGAUAUACCAUUCAAAUCAACAAAACGUGGUGAAUUUUGGCGUAUAUUAUUACCCGGUAAUUAUCAAUUACAAGCAAAAGCAAUCGGUUAUCAAACAUUAGAAAAAUCAUUUCAAAUUAAUGAUGGACAAAUUACUUAUCUAAAUUUGGAAUUAAAACCAUCAUAUGGACAACAGUUGCCGUUAACAAGUAAUAAUGAUGAUAAUCCUAAUCAAUUCGCUCAUCAUAAUCAUAAUGUAUUAUCAUUACCAUCAUCAUCAUCGUUAUCAUUUUGGCCAUCAUCAUCAUCAACAGUGAAUGAUCAUUCAACAUCAUCAUCGAUGACAACAUUAAAACCGGGAAUAAAUUUUGGAUUAUGGUCAGAUUGGAGUUCACGGAAUCGUUUACAACAAUUAGCAACAGAUAUUUUUGGUAAACAAUUACCAAAACGUAAUUCACAAUCCUCAUCAUCCGUUUCAACAUUACGACAACCAUCAUCGAUUACAAAUCUAAUAAAUCAAUUUACAUCGAAUAUGAAUAAUAAUCAAAAUAAUAAUAAUAAUCGUCGUUUUACAUAUGUUUGGCAUCCACGAUCAUGGAUUGAUUUGAUCUCUAAUUAUAAUCAACAACAACAACAACAACGAUAAUUAAAUUAAUUAAUUUCUCUCUCUGUGUGUGGGAUUAGUAAUUAUUAUUUUUCUUCGUUGAUGUUGACACUUGAAGAAAAAUGAUUUAUAAUUUUUUUUUCUUACUCUUUUUUUUCAAAUGUCAAAUUUUGUCUCUCAUUUUUCCACCCACGCACUGACUUGAUAUAUAUUUUUUUAAUAUUUGAAAUGGGUGAUAAAAUACAAUGAAAUAAAUAAAUUAUAAUGAAACAAC